CGUGCUCCUCAGCCUCAGCGCAUACAGCUCGUUUGGAUCCUUCGUGCCAUGCUCAUGUGCCAAAUUGCGAUACUCCUUUAAUUCCUCUUCGUCCAAGGUCCCCAUGCUACCGGCCAGCUCAGCUAGCUCGACCCCCUCGGCGACGCUUAAGCCAAGCUUGUCCCGCACGUUCAUAAACGAACGAUACGUGUCGGCGUCGGCAGUGCCCAGCCAGCGCGUGUUCUUGAGCAGCACCCACAUCUCCUCCGUAGUCAGCCCGAGCUGGGAAUUGGUCGCCAGUUCGUGCAGGGGGCGCAGCUCCUCGACGUCGAUCGGAAUAUCGAGCACGCGGAUCAGAUGUUGCAGCCACGAGGAGCGGCCGAGCUUGGCAUCCUCGAACGCGAGCGUCUCGUCGUGGGCAAACGGGGCCCGGGUGAUGACCCAUUUGUUUCCCGUAUCGCGGCGUACCGGCCUCCAGGCGCUGUCCUCGUCGCUGGCCCGGCGCGGGAUGAAAAAGUGGUGUUCAUCGUCGCGUAGUCCAUCCCCGAGGGCGCUUAGAGCGACCUUGAACGUCAUGUGCGGGUCGAUGGCGAGCCGCUUGAGCAUGGCCGGAACAAAGAUGGGCGGAGGCUCGUCCAUGCCAGAGAGAGCCUCCUCCUCCGCCUCCGAGAGCCGCGGGCGCGCCAUGUAUCCGGCCGAGGCGAGCCUGAGGGCGGCAAUGACAUGCCGCUGCGAUUGCGGGUCGACUGUAACAUAACAAGAAUGUCAACGUUUCAAUGCCUCCGUACGAAGUAG
Chaetomium strumarium is the source of this 774-nucleotide messenger RNA. RefSeq lists its product as uncharacterized. The transcript has a single exon. Bases 104 to 736 code for a protein of 210 amino acids. Lineage: Eukaryota; Fungi; Ascomycota; Sordariomycetes; Sordariales; Chaetomiaceae. The record is from RefSeq and is a predicted model, not a curated record.